AUGUUCUGGAGAAGAGAUGCGGCAUUUUCGAAAGAAGAGGAACGGCUGGCAUACAACACGCGAAUAGAGUUGAUGAGACAGACAGAAUAUCCGAUGCUGAGAGGAAUCACCUACCUCGACCAUGGUGGGACGACGCUGGCAAGCAGGUCGCUCAUGGACUCCUUCUGUACGCAGAUGAAGGCUUCAAUCCUCUCAAAUCCACACUCGGACGCAUCGAGACCGAGUUUCUCUGCUCUGAUGGUGGAGCAGACCAGACAGAAAGUGUUGAGACUCUUCAGAGCAGACCCCAACCAUUGGGACGUUGUAUUCACGGCAAAUGCCACAGCUGCUGUCAAGCUCGUGAUGGAGUGCUUCGCUGGCCAUGAUCAAGGUUUUAACUAUCUCUACCAUUGUAAUGCUCACACUAGUCUUGUCGGAGUACGAGAGCAAGCGCGGCAAAGUCACUGCCUGGCAUCAGCGGAAGAGAUGCAGUAUUGGCUGAGCGGUGGACGACUUUUUCCCGAUGAAGGAGCAACAACCCGCCCUCUCCUAUUUGCAUACCCUGCCCAGUCGAAUAUGAACGGCGAGCGUCUCCCUAUAAGGUGGGCUUCCCGAGUCCGCGAGUCUACACAACACGAGAAUACGUAUACGCUGUUAGAUGCCGCCGCUCUAGUGUCAACUAGUCCGCUGGACAUUAGCAGCCACGACACAGCACCGGACUUCGUAUCGAUAUCCUUUUAUAAAAUCUUUGGCUUUCCUGAUCUUGGCGCUUUGAUAGUUCGCAAGGCAUCUGCUCAUGUCUUGCAGCGGCGAAAGUACUUCGGAGGAGGCACAACCGAGAUGAUUGGAUGUAUCGGCACACCAUGGGUUGAGCGAAAGGAGAGCAGUGUGCAUGUUCGCUUAGAGGAUGGUACGAUCGCUAUCCGCAGCAUACUGGCUUUGAGCUGCGCUAUCGACACUCAUACCAAUCUAUUCGACAGCUUAGCCCAUGUAUCGAAGCACACAGGAUGGCUAGCAAGGAUGCUGCAUGACCAGCUGGCCGAUCUGAGGCACUCAAAUGGCAUGCCUGUCUGCCAUAUAUAUAAGGCUCUGACAUCCACAUACGGUGACCCAAGAUCACAGGGUGCAACAGUGACUUUCAACGUCAGAAACAGCGAUGGAUCCUGGAAGAGUGGAUUGCAAGUGGGUGCUUUGCUUAGAGCGAACGAGAUUCAUGUCCGAACAGGCUCACUUUGCAACCCAGCGGGGAUGGCGUCUGCACUAGGCCUUUCAGCAAAGGACUUAAGGGCCGCAUUCGAUUCCGGCUUUCGUUGCAACCAGCCUGGCGAUGACGUUCGAGGCGAUGUCCCGUAUGGAAUGAUCAGGGCCACUUUGGGUGCUAUGAGCACACUCGGGGACGUUGAGAUCUUGGUGGGUUUUGUCGAGAAGCAUCUGGCUGAGCAUCCGCACCAAACGCCACACAUAUCAGGGGGGACCCAAACGAGUAAGACCGAAGACAGCAGGACGGCAACUGCUUCUUAUGACGAGAACAGCGGGAAAGUGAUGGACCGAACCUCAGCUAAGCGAAGUAUUUGGCAGACGCUGUCUAGCUGCUCUUCUAGACGAAAGUAG
Molecule: messenger RNA, 1590 nt
Organism: Didymella exigua CBS 183.55
Lineage: Eukaryota; Fungi; Ascomycota; Dothideomycetes; Pleosporales; Didymellaceae
Product: PLP-dependent transferase
Exons: 2
Coding region: 1-1590 (529 amino acids)
Biological process (GO): molybdopterin cofactor metabolic process
Molecular function (GO): molybdenum cofactor sulfurtransferase activity
Source: RefSeq, a predicted model, not a curated record